Megalops cyprinoides (Indo-Pacific tarpon) is the source of this 3490-nucleotide messenger RNA. RefSeq names its product membrane-associated ring finger (C3HC4) 9 (gene marchf9). Lineage: Eukaryota; Metazoa; Chordata; Actinopteri; Elopiformes; Megalopidae. Gene Ontology annotation, biological process: protein ubiquitination. The record is from RefSeq and is a predicted model, not a curated record. The transcript has 4 exons. The coding region runs from base 1514 to 2539 and encodes 341 amino acids. Gene Ontology annotation, molecular function: zinc ion binding; ubiquitin-protein transferase activity.
ACAUAUAUAAACACACACACAUAUACACACAAACAGGGCCUGCAGUUCAGAUUUCCCGGGUCAAACUAACACGUGGCCAACACGUCACACAUAGAUCAGCACCUCGGACAGCGGCGCCUGUCAAUACGCAGCAAAACUGGCUAUUUUUCCCUCACGGAAAGAAGGAUAGGAAGAAAUAUAUUCGUUAUAAGUAAGAGCGAAAACAACGACUACAUUUUAGAAACAGAUCAUUCUUAAAUUAGCAUGAUAUUCUGGAACAAGGAGCGGCAUCGGUCCGCUCUCAAAGUCAUCCAUUUCAGCGAGGCAACAAUACUAUUGGUUUUGCUCUUAAAUAUUGUAACCACAAUUAAUAUUCCUUUAAUUGUCUUCAGUUUGAAUGUAAGGCACAUCGGCGUCAUUAUGCCGCUCUGAUGUAGGAAUUCGCUGCAUUCCUUGUUUGGGUGCAACAUCUUCCCAUUGUAUGUUGUGCAGGACCAUUGCAGAACGAAAAAAAAUCAUGAUGGAUAUUCGAUGCAAAAGGGAUAUGCGUUUUUUUGCUCAUUGUCUAUGUCUCAUCCGAUCCGAUUUAAAAUGCGAACACGUUGGAUUGUGAAUCGGGUCUCGGCGGUGUUCGGAGAGGGGACGGUGUGGGACGGAUACUCAGUAGAUCCACCAGAAAAAAAUACAGAAAGGAACAGAGAAGAAUCACCAUGAUCUAAUAGCCGGGAUGCUACUCAGAGACAAACAAAGGAGAGACGAUCUGAAUUACGUUUAAUUCCAACUCUAUUUAUUCCUCAACGCUUUGGAGUAUGGUACUGGAAACGACACCCAGAUAUGGCUGUGUGGAUCUACUGAUAACGUGGUAUUGUCUGUUUUUUAAGUGCCAUUUUAUAUUUUCCUUGUUCCUCUGUCGCUCACUCUCUCACUUGCUCCCUCUCUCGCUGUCUUCUGGUUUGGAUAGCAGAAUACGGAACUGCCAAUGCAAACCUAGGGCAGUGCAUUCUAAAACCAAUAUUUAGAGCGUUACCGUGGGCAACAGGCUCUAAAAUAUUAGUAAGCUACUUUAUGAUUAUCAUUAUUAUUAGUGCAUUGAGAACCUGAGAUCGCGCCUCUGUGUUAUUUUUGGGCAGUCGAUUGAUAUUGAAAAAGAGUCUGUCCGUUCAUGGGGUAAAAGCGUGUGCCCGUUCCUCCACACUGGUUUAUACAAAUGCCAUCAGUUGAACUACCGAACGUGUUCCUUCCCUUAUGACCUCUUUUUGAAUAUUUAUUGACCGACUUUUUUCUUGCUCAGUAGUAAUACUUUUCUAUUACUCUUGAUAUUUUGUUCUUGCGAUGAUCCCGUAAGACAACAGCAUCUACUUGUUCCCCUUUGGUAGUCGCCGUCGUCGUAAUAAUAAUAAUAAUAAUAAUAAUAAUAAUAAUAAUAAUAAUACCAAUAAUAAUAGUCGAAAAAAACUGCAUCUGAAAUAUUAAGAUCAUUUAACCCGUCUUGUCAUUUUUUUUUCAGUCUAGCCCCUAUAUGCAUAUGUAGUCAAUGAUGUUUAAGUAUCGGAUCCGCAUGUUUUUCAACGAACUGAAAGUACUGGUUUUGAUGCGGUCCGGUACUAGACGGCCUGACACUGACAUAGACCCAGAUAGACGAACAACCAUGAGAGGACUCGGUAUGGGCGGCUGCGGAUGGCCGCCUUUUAGUGACUGCUCUUCCCGGGACGAUGAAGAGGAGUACUACGGGACAGACCCUCGGCCGCGGAGCCUAGCUUUCGAGGAGAAGGACCCGAAGCUGCAAGCUGGCCUAGAUGCUGUAUCGCUCACCAGCAGUACGGAGAGCAGCAUUCGCACGCCUCAGUGCCGGAUCUGUUUCCAGGGUCCCGAGCAGGGGGAGCUGCUGAGCCCUUGCCGCUGUGACGGCUCAGUGCGUUGCACUCACCAGCCCUGCCUGAUCCGCUGGAUCAGUGAGCGUGGGUCCUGGAGUUGCGAGCUCUGCUACUUCAAGUAUCAGGUUCUGGCUAUUAGUACCAAGAACCCACUACAGUGGCAGGCCAUCUCCCUCACAGUGAUCGAGAAGGUCCAGAUUGCCGCCAUCAUCCUCGGCUCCCUGUUCCUCAUCGCCAGUAUCUCCUGGCUGGUCUGGUCAUCGCUCAGCCCCUCGGCCAAGUGGCAGCGCCAGGACCUGCUCUUCCAGAUCUGCUACGGCAUGUACGGUUUCAUGGACAUCGUGUGCAUAGGCCUUAUAAUCCAUGAGGGUUCAUCAGUGUACCGGAUCUUCAAGCGCUGGCAAGCCGUCAAUCAGCAGUGGAAAGUACUGAACUAUGAAAAGGCCAAGGACCUGGGGGACCCAAUCAGCUCUAGUGGCAAGGGUGGGGGGCGGGGCUCGCGGAACAACCCCCACAGCUCGGCCAGCGGCGACAGGGGAGGGGGACGAGGCCAGCGUGUUAGGACUAUUCUCAACCACCACUGUGGCUAUACCAUCCUGCACAUUCUGAGCCAGCUGCGGCCCAGCGACCACCGGAUCAGUGCCACGUCCAACCGAGAGGUUGUCAUGAGGGUCACCACCGUAUGAGGCUGGGGGUGGAGGGAGUACACCCACGGACUGACAAGCCCAACGGCGCCCCACAUUGGCUCCCCCUGUGACAUUCAUGGCCUGAAAAGUGCAUGGAGCGGCAACAGUGAGUCCAUAGAUGGAUAUCCUGCUCCUUUUCUUAAAACAAUCAGACAAAAUGCACAUUUUAAGUGCAGAUACAUGAACAGAUUCAAAUGAAGAACAUAAUAAUGCUCACAAACAAACAAGCAAACUUCUUAACAAACUAAAGCGCGGGAGAUUUUUUUGUCUCCCCACAAGCUAGAAUACACAAAGCAUUGUCAUUUUCUCUUUUGUGCUUCUGUUUUUUUCUUUUAUUUUUUAUUUUGUACUGUUUUUUUUAUUUUAUAAGGGAAAACAUGUUAAGGGAAAUAUGAAUUGCCUGCCAUUAACAUAACCCAUGUCUUCUGUUUCCUAUGAAGCCCCUCCCACUCUCAUUGUCCAAUAUUCUGAAAGUAUUAGCAAGGAGAGAAUAAACAGGAAGAGGGAGACAGACAGAAAGUGAGGGACUUGAAUUAUCCCCUGCUCAGAGCAGCUAGGGUGCCCAUAAACCAGUACAAAUGAAAUAAAAAAAAUAAUUACAAGAGUGGAGCAGGAGGGGGGGUGCAAUAAAAGAAAUAUGAACAAUGAUAAUUGAAAUACAAACACAACUAAUCUUCUCGGCAAUAAAGAUUUCUGUACAUUUCACAGUGAACCCUGCAUGACGUUAUAGUCUUAUUCCCCUCGUCUUUCUCUCGCUCUCUCUCCCUCUCUGCCUCUUUCUCUCUGUCUCUCUCUCCCUCUCUUUUCUCUUCCUCCUCCUCUAGGGUUCACUCCAGAUUUUUUCCAUGCAUAACUUGCCUGUUUGAAUAAACUCUCUAUUCCAAUGCAUGUCUGUGAAACAGGUAUGAGAGCACUGGAGCGCAGAAGUGCCCAUUGGCAAUCACAUGUCAC